This is a messenger RNA of Nicotiana tabacum (common tobacco), 750 nucleotides long. The record is from RefSeq and is a predicted model, not a curated record. NCBI's taxonomy places the organism in Eukaryota, Viridiplantae, Streptophyta, Magnoliopsida, Solanales, Solanaceae.
AUGAAUAUUCCUGCUGUGCAGUUGCUCACUUUUAGUGCAGCUGUUAUUGCUUUGGGCUUCCACAUGUCUGAAGACAAAGAAGAUAAGUUCCCCUUCCCUGAAAUAUACCUGCGCGAAUACGAGAUGCUUUCAUUGAAGAAAGCUAUUAAUGAAUCACCAGACAAGGAGUUCCCAUUCUGCGAGGCACUUAGGCGAUCACGUGAUAUUGUUCUGGUGAAAACUUGCAGAGAUUUUGAAGCGAAAUACAUGGAUUAUCUUUCAAAUUUGGUCUCCAAGAAAAUUGUCCUGUUUCCACAAGGUGGAAAAAAUAGUACCAUCGAAGAUGCAUUACCAGAAGGGUUUCUUGAACGGGUAGGAGAAAGAGGAAAGGUUUUGGAAGGAUGGGCUCCACAAGCAACAAUUCUUCAACAUGCAAGUAUUGGUGGAUUCGUGAGUUAUUGUGGAUGGAGUUCUUUUAUGGAGAAUGUGAAAUUUGGUGAGCCUAUAAUUGCAAUGCCAAUGCACAUUGACCAACCAAUGAAUGCUAGGCUUGUGGUAUAUAUCGGGAUGGGAGUUGAAGCAGUGAGGGAUGAAAACGGGAAACUACAAAGUGAGGAGAUUGCAAAGGCGAUAAGGGAAGUGGUAAUGGAGGAAAGUGGGGAGGCUGUGAGGAAGAAAGCUAGAGAAUUGAGUGAGAAGAUGAAUGUAAAAGGGGAUGAAGAGCUAGAUGAUGUGGUGGAAGAGCUGGUAGCACUUUGUGGUAACAAAUGA